Molecule: messenger RNA, 1797 nt
Organism: Planococcus citri (citrus mealybug)
Lineage: Eukaryota; Metazoa; Arthropoda; Insecta; Hemiptera; Pseudococcidae
Product: ubiquitin carboxyl-terminal hydrolase MINDY-3 homolog
Exons: 10
Coding region: 363-1646 (427 amino acids)
Biological process (GO): protein K48-linked deubiquitination
Molecular function (GO): cysteine-type deubiquitinase activity; K48-linked deubiquitinase activity
Source: RefSeq, a predicted model, not a curated record
CAUAUCUACUGUUGUUAUAUUAUUUUAUUAUUCGUCUGUUUCUGUUUUUGUCAUCAUUCAGCGAUUUAAAGAAUUUAAUCAAAUUUGUGUGCUAAUCGGGAUAUUUUUUUAUAAAUUUCUAUGAGUAUUCGAACAGUAAGUGCGUUAAUAAAUUUACAUAAUUAUUCUUUGCGCGCCUUGUUUAGAACCAUUUUAGAAUGGUUACAUGCAAUUAUGUCGUUAAAAACAGGUAGUUUACAUCGGCGCGGCGUAGAUAGACGAGCCCGUUGACUAUCCGUACCGCCGAGGUUGAAUUUUGAGUCGAGUAUCCGCGACUGGUAUGAAGCGUUUAUUUGUCGAUUGUGUUUUUCUGCUUGAGAACGAUGUCGAUGAUAAAUGCGAGCAAUAAAAAUCUGGAUGAUUUACGUGGCGUGGUGCAGUUGCUUUGGGGAGUCGACGUGCAGGAAGACACCUUUCGAAGAUGGACUCAGGGAUUUAGCUUCAGCGCUGACGAACCCACAGCCUUAGUGCAGUUUGAAGGCGGACCUUGCGGAGUUAUCGCUCCUAUACAAGCUCAUAUAUUGAAGAAUAUAAUUAGCACCAGAAAUGAAACUGACGAUUGGAAACAAGCAGAUACGGAGGAUCAAAAUAAUCUUUUGACGGACGCUUUUAGCGAAAUUUUGACAAAAGCUUACAAUGGCACGCAGUAUUACGUUGUGCAUACUUUGGACAAGGAGGUCGUUGACAAGCCGCUCGAACUGAAUCAUAUGUUGUUCCAUUCUUCGUUAAGGUUAACAGUAUUGAACGAUAUACAAGAAGUGAAAGCAUUUCUCAAAGAAAAUAUCAACAUAUUCAGAGACACGUUCGGCGUAUUACUAUUUUUGUACUCUGUUAUGUGUUCUCGAGGGUUGGAGGUUAUUCAAAAUGAAAUCUGCGGCACCGAAGAACCACUCAUUGAUUAUUCUCACGGUUACGGUAGUCAAGUUCUCAUUAAUUUGUUGAUAACUGGAAACGCUGUGCCAUAUUUGUUCAAUGAGAAAAGAGACGUCGGAGGUUUAACACUUUACGGGAUUCCUAAACAAAGCGACAUCGGUUUUUUAACUCUGUUGGAGCAUCUGCGUUACUGCGAAGUGGGCUCGUAUUUGAAAAAACCAUCGUCGUCUGUGUGGGUGUUGGCGAGCGAAACUCAUCUCACUGUUUUAUUCUCUUUUGAAAAAAGAUUGACGAAAUCUGAAACGCCGGCCGAUAUCGCUAGACGAAUUUUUGGCCAAUUCGAUCCCGAAGGAAAUAAUUUCAUUAAUGCCGAUUCGCUAGGAGAUUUACUAAACAAAUUAGAUCUAGUUUCCGACAAAGAAUAUGUAAAUAUUAUGCGUGAUAAAUUGGACAGUGAAAAGCUCGGUAUUAUUUUGUUAUCGUCCUUCAUGGAAGAAUUUUUUCCCGAAAAUGAAAGAUUGAAUCAUCCGGAUGUCUUUAGAGUAUUCCACUACAACGGGCAACCUCAGUCGAAUCCGGAUUCCAAGGUCGUUUAUCAUCAAGGAACAGCCGUUCUCUUAGAGUGUGAUCUACCUUGCACAAUUGAAAACAAUUCUCUUUCUACUUGUCUGCAAACCAAAUGGCCAAGCAUCGAUGUUCAAUGGAAUUCAGUUGUCACGCCUUCACUGAACUGAUUCAAGAACAGAAAAAUGUUGUUACCAAAGUGUAGUCUACGUACUAUGUUGAUUGAAAUUUCUUUCUACUCGUAUACACCGUUACAACUGGAAAAAUCGGGAUCAAUUAGCGAGAUUGUAUCAGUUUUAAUAAAAUGCUUGCUAUCGCAAA